Molecule: messenger RNA, 921 nt
Organism: Penicillium manginii
Lineage: Eukaryota; Fungi; Ascomycota; Eurotiomycetes; Eurotiales; Aspergillaceae
Product: MIND complex subunit MTW1
Exons: 3
Coding region: 1-921 (306 amino acids)
Biological process (GO): protein localization to kinetochore; mitotic cell cycle; kinetochore assembly
Cellular component (GO): nucleus; chromosome, centromeric region
Source: RefSeq, a predicted model, not a curated record
AUGAACGACGCGACGACUUCCCUGCUCACCGAGCAUUUCAGCUACACCCCCUUGUCCCUUAUAGACGACAUUAUCAACUCUAUCAACAACCUGAUCUACCAGGCGAUCUCCAGCCUCGAAUCUGGUCUCAUUGACACUCCCCCAGAGCGACUGGGGUUUGCCCACGACAGUAACGGAACUGUCAUUCAUGAGGCUGAUGAGGAUGGAAACAUUAUCUAUCCAGAGGCGAAACUUGAGAUCGAGAAUGGAUUGCACCAGUUGGAGACACUUCUUGAAGCCAAUGUCGACAAGGCAUUCGAUAAGCUCGAGAUCUACGUGCUGAGGAACAUCUUCACCGUUCCCGAGGAUCUGCUCUCGUGGGUGAAGCUCAAACAUUACGAGAAACUCCUCGAAACCAAGAAACUCAACCGGGCCUUGCAGGACGAAUGUGCGCGAAAUGAUGCUGUUAUUUCCCAGCUGAAAUCAAUCAUUUCCACCGUCGAUACCUCGAAGACUGAUACCGAUAAGAAUGAAACAAUCAAGGAAUCUGACCAGCUUGAUCUUUCUUUCCUGACAGCUAGCCCGGCAGCACGACAGCUUCGUGUGGGCGUUGAUGCUGGAUCGAGGGUGAAACAUGCCCCACUUACAACAAACACCGCUUUCAUUUUGUCCCAACUCCCUGCUUUGCAGUCGACACUCACCCAGCUUCGACCGAAACUGGCUGCCUUGCCGGGUUCUCUCAAGCCAAUGGAGACCAAGACGAAGCGCGACGAGCGGAAGGAAUAUAUCGAAAGCCGAAUCAGACUACAUCUUGAACGAGCUGGGCAGCUAGCUAUCAGUGAUGAUGGAGCUGUUGUCGCAGGUCGCCGAAUUGAUAUCUCCGAAGCCCAUGCCCUCGAAAAUGUUGCGAGUAUGCUGGCACGGGACAACAAAUCUGCAUAG